GAAGAAAUCUGCUGCGGUUUUUCCUUCUAUGUGCUCAGAAUCAUCUCAAACAUCUGGAUCUUCUGAAAUACAAAAAAUUGCUGCGCGCCCCCUAGCCCAUCGGGAGCGCGCAGGAGUCAUUAAACACAAUCAGGAGGCGCGUCCCGGAGCCUCCAUGUGACCGGCGGGGAUCCUCCGGUGACACGCCCCCAACCGGAGAGAGAGAGAGACAGAGAGAGAGAGAGAGAGAGAGAGAGAGAGAGAGAGAGGAGCUUCCGUCUCUCAGCACCGGAGACCAGAACCGCGUCUCCUGCCGCCGAGUCCCGUCUGUCCGGUUCGGCUCCGCUCGGCUUGGCUCGGCUCAGAGCGCAUCCACCAUCCUGCUGCUGCGGUUCCUCUCCGCGUCUCUCUUCUGCGCUGCGGCUGCUCGGUGCGGGCACCGGGAGGAGGAUGCCUGCGGCGGACCGGACGGAGCUCCGAGUCCCGGUGCGGAGCGGCGGAUCGCGCUGACUUGUUGCUGAGAGAAGCUGGAUUUACUGAGAUUACCGGAGAGGAGCGGAGCUGCCGGAGAGUUUCUGUUUGUUUUCCUGUUUCCAAACUGACCGGGAGGACCACCGGGAGGGUUUCUGCGGCGACUCUCUGCGGCUUUUACGCGUCACUUUCGUGCGUAAAAUCCGCUUCCUGCAUUCAGCGGCUCUUCUUCCAUCUGUUGCCUGCCGAGGCUCUUCUUCCCUGGAUGUCCUCCAGCGGCUCCGCGGCUCCGUGAUCCUCCGGUACCGAGCCUCAGCAUGGCGGCGGGAGUGGCGGCGUGGCUGCCGUUCGCCCGGGCGGCGGCCAUCGGCUGGAUGCCGGUCGCCACCGCGCCGAUGCCGGUUCCCCCGCAGGAGAAGCGACGCGGGAAGGACGGACUGAUCGUGCUGAACGUGAGCGGCACAAAGUUCCAGACGUGGCGGGACACGCUGGAGCGCUACCCGGACACUCUGCUGGGCAGCACCGAGCGGGACUUCUUCUUCCACGAGGACAGCAACGAGUACUUCUUCGACCGCGACCCGGACAUCUUUCGCCACAUCCUCAACUUCUACCGCACCGGGAAGCUGCACUACCCGCGGCAGGAGUGCAUCUCCGCCUACGACGAGGAGCUGUCGUUCUUCGGCAUCAUCCCGGAGAUCAUCGGGGACUGCUGCUACGAGGAGUACAAGGACCGGCGGCGGGAGAACCAGGAGCGGAUCCAGGACGACGAGGAGGCGGACCCGGGCAGCGAGCUGGUGUCACCGGACCUGAGCUUCCGGGAGUCCAUGUGGCGCGCCUUCGAGAACCCACACACCUCCACCAUGGCGCUGGUCUUCUACUACGUCACCGGCUUCUUCAUCGCCGUGUCCGUGCUCGCCAACGUGGCCGAGACGGUGCCGUGCGGGGCCGCGCCGAACCGGGCCAAGGAGAUGUCGUGCGGGGAGCGUUACGCGCUGGCCUUCUUCUGCCUGGACACCGCAUGCGUCAUGAUCUUCACGGUGGAGUACCUACUGCGCCUGCUCGCCGCGCCGAGCCGCUACCGGUUCGUGAAGAGCGUGAUGAGCAUCAUCGACGUGGUGGCCAUCAUGCCCUACUACAUCGGCCUCGUCAUGACCGACAACGAGGACGUCAGCGGCGCCUUCGUCACGCUGCGCGUCUUCCGCGUCUUUCGGAUUUUCAAGUUCUCGCGGCACUCUGCGGGACUUCGCAUCCUGGGCUACACGCUGAAGAGCUGCGCUUCGGAGCUGGGCUUCCUGCUCUUCUCCCUCACCAUGGCCAUCAUCAUCUUCGCCACCGUCAUGUUCUACGCAGAGAAGGGCUCCAGCGCCAGCAAGUUCACCAGCAUCCCUGCCGCCUUCUGGUACACCAUCGUCACCAUGACGACCCUGGGGUACGGCGACAUGGUUCCAAAGACUAUCAUGGGGAAGAUCUUCGGUUCCAUCUGUUCUCUGAGUGGGGUUCUGGUCAUCGCCCUGCCGGUUCCCGUCAUCGUCUCCAACUUCAGCCGAAUCUACCACCAGAGCCAGAGGGCCGAGAAGAGGCGAGCCCAAAAGAAAACCCGGCUCGCUAGAAUUCGCGCGGUGAAGAGCGGAGGAGCUAACGCUUAUUUGCAGUACAAACGCAGCCGGCUGCUGAUUGGCCCAGACCAGGAGGCGUCCAAAGAAGCCGGACAGGCGCUGGUGUGUAAAACCAACCCCAACUUUGAGGUUCAUCAUCAUCACCUGCUGCACUGUCUGGAGAAAACCACGAACCACGAGUUUCUGGAUGAGAAGACGUUCGAGACGAACCUCAGGGAGGUGACUCUGGUGAAGCAGGUGUCUCGAUCUUCAUCCAUCUCCUCGGCCUCAUCGCCUCACGGCUUCACCUCCUGCUGCUCCCGCCGGAAGAGGAAGACCUUCAACGUACCCAACUCCAACAUGUCGGUGGGUCUCCAGGACAGCAUCCAAGAGCUGAGCACCAUCCAGAUUAGGGAGCGACCGCUCACCAACAGUCGUUCCAGCCGAUCCAGCCUGAAUGCCAAAUUUGAGGAGACGGUUCCUCUGAACUGCGAGCAGCCCUACAUCACCGCCGCCGUCAUCAGCAUGCCCACGCCACCCGGCACCACGCCCGAAGGCGACGACUCCGCCAGCUCCACCGACUACUCCCAGGCCAACAUCGUCCGAGUGUCAGCGCUCUAGAAGCUCCCAACCCUUCCCGACCCGCCACCGGCCCGGCUGGUCAGCAUCGCAGACGACGGUUUGGUAGCGGCGUCACGAUGGAGGUUAGCUUAAAUUACUCUGGUGGAGGGUCGGUCCUCUGGUGCAUUCUAGAUUCACCUGGAUUGAAUUAUUUUCUGCGUUUUCUUCUGGGAAGCAUUUUUACUUGAAGGAGGAAGGAAAGGAUGAAACUUUAACUCGUCGCUGUUUUUUCAGUCCUUUGAAUCUGAUGUCCUGAAACACAAAGAGAGCUCUACUUCCUCUGGGUCCAGGUUUAAAGGAUCGUCUUAAGACUUGUUUAUCACAAAGACGGAAGCAGGAGGAAACUCUAGGUCGGUCCGAUGUCGUAUCUCCUUGGCUAAUACAUUACCUGGGGCUAGCUGUAUGGAACCAUUGUUUAAAUGGAUUUCUGUCUUUAUCGAGCUUAAACCUUCAAGAUGCAUCAUUUCACAAAACACCAAACAGGACGGAAAUGUUGGAAAGUCUUUAGCGACUUUUUAUCUUUUUCUUCAGGCUAACAGUCUUCCAGCGGCUCCUUAAACAACUUUCUAUUUCUGUUUGUGUGAAACAAACCAGAUGUGAAGUCAGUCAGGAGAGUUUGGGAGUCGUUAGAUUUUGGGUUGAACUCGUCUUUUCCCACCUGCUUGUCGUCUUUGUGCUAAGCUAAUGUGCUAAUGAAGAUAAUAAGUCAUCGCGCUUUGUAUCGCAGUCCUGGAAAACCAGAACAUGUUGAAGGUGGAUCCUGAUUGACGAAUCAUAUCAAGUCUUCAUAUCGAGGUGGAACCAGGCAGCAGCUGUUGGUUUUUUUUUUAUCCCUUCAGGAAGUUUCCAGUCUUCUGAAUAAAUGAAGUGAGUUUUGUGAGAUUCUAUGCAAGAGCUGCACCAACUACUGAAAUGAAAAUGUUUGCUGGAGUAAAAACAAUAUUUACAUUCAGUCUUAUUAAAACUGCAGACACCAAAGUCAAGAUCUCCCUGUUCAGUGGGAGAUAUUUUUAAUUUUAGUUUAGUUUUUCAUAGCAGAUAACAUCAUAAGCAAUUAGAUUAAUAUAUAAAUAGCAGCAGAAACAUCGGUUUGCACAUUUAAAUUAGAUUGGUGGUGAACUUAUGGUGGAUUUCUGGCUAACUUAUAGCAAAGUUGUUUUUAAAUUCCAUUUUUUGUUGCAGGUUUGCUAAAAUGUCCACUGAUUUCAUAUUUGAGACACUAAUAUGGAUAUUUUUCUUGAUUUUACACUAAUUUAAAAACAAAUUCUGUCUUCAUGACUGUAGUUUUAUAAAGCAUUUCCAUCUUUACUUACUUUAUUAAUGAUAUAUCAACUGAAAGGUUUGGAAGCAGAGUGGUCUGACUCAUUUUCUGUAGUUUUUGAGAAAAAUGGGUUCAAAGUUUACUGUUUUCCAGAAUGGUCUAACAUUCCACUGCGAUGCUAUAUUUGGGUUGUGGGUUAGACCACUCUGACACUAAAAUCUAGCCCAUAACAUAUUACAGAAAUCAUAUAAAACUCAGACGUUUUGUGGGUUAGACCACUCUGUUUCUACCCCCUUAAAUACCUCAGAACAUUCUGUCAUUUCAUUGUUUCUGCAGACUUUAAACACCCAUAAAGUAUAAUAACGAGGCGCAGCAGACCAUUCUACACAGUGUCACUGUUGUGUAGAAUGGUCUGACGGUGUUAGUUUCCCAAACUCUCCAUUUUUGCACAUGUAUUCAUACGAACUGGAGUUUCUAAAAGUGAUUUGUGUUGAUUGGACGCCCAAACGUAAACAUUCAAUCUGCAAAAUAUCCAUAACAACGUGAACAAGUCCUCGACGUCUUUGUCUUUCUGUCCAUCAGCUACUUUAUCCACCAAGAAAAUUAGUCUUGAGAUCCUACAAAACUCACUUACUUGGCAGAAGUCGCUGUAAGUUUGCCAGAAAUCUAAUUUGCAAAUGAAAACAUGAUCUUACUGGAAAUGUUCAGGACGUUGCCAAAAGAUAAAACUGAAGGGUUUGGAGGCAGAGUGGUCUCACCCACUUUCUGUAGUUUGUGAGAAAAAUGGGUUCGAAGUUUUAAGUUUAGAAGAAAUCCAACAUUCUCAGCACUACUGCAACACUAUAUUUGAAGGGUAGACCACUCUGCCAUUAAAAUCUAGACCAUAAAAUGUUACAGAAAUGAUAUAAAACUCAGAUUUUUGGUGGGUUAGACCACUCUGCUUCUAACCCCCUCAACUGGCAUCUUUACAACCAGAGGGUUAUAGAAAGUUAAACAUGUUUGCAGACGAUGGUCAACACUUGCAAACUAAUGACUUUGCUACAGAUUUAAGUUUAAUCCGUUCAUUUUAAUAAUAAAGAGAUCAUUUUUUAUGCUUGACGGCAGCUGAAGGCCUUUAAAGAAAAUUCCGGAUUACUUUUCGUAUUAUAUUUUUAUUUUUUAUUUUGUUAAGUUUCAUUUUGUUUGUGUGUGUGCUUAUUUUUUUACUUGUUUAUAUGCAGAUGAUGGUAUUUUAUAUAUUUUUAUUGUUUCAGCUGCAGUAAGAGAGUCUUGUUGAGGUGCGAUGUGGUUUUCCAGGACUGUGAUCUGAUGCUUCUGGAUGAGCUUUACUGUAUUUAAUCAAUUUCAGAGCACAAGAUUUGUGUUUGCGGCUGGAGACGAGGAACCCAUUGAGCAUGCUCAGUAUCUGUGUGUUUGAGUGCAUGGACCCGUGUGUUUCUGCAUGAUCGUCUGGUUGGAGUCGAUCCGAGCGCUUCUGGUUCUGGUCCCGACUCUGUAAAUAUAGUUUUUUACCUGAGCUGACAGCUUUCUCUCCGCUGUACAGAAACACACUGGAAUCGUGACAAACGUUGUUCAAAAUGAAUCUUCGUUGUUGCACCGGA
Messenger RNA from Amphiprion ocellaris (clown anemonefish), 5528 nucleotides. Its product is annotated as potassium voltage-gated channel subfamily D member 2-like. Gene Ontology annotation, biological process: protein homooligomerization; potassium ion transmembrane transport. Gene Ontology annotation, cellular component: membrane; voltage-gated potassium channel complex. The transcript has 6 exons. Gene Ontology annotation, molecular function: A-type (transient outward) potassium channel activity; protein binding. The record is from RefSeq and is a predicted model, not a curated record. Lineage: Eukaryota; Metazoa; Chordata; Actinopteri; Pomacentridae. The coding region runs from base 768 to 2666 and encodes 632 amino acids.